Messenger RNA from Dichomitus squalens LYAD-421 SS1, 906 nucleotides. RefSeq names its product Rhodanese-like protein. NCBI's taxonomy places the organism in Eukaryota, Fungi, Basidiomycota, Agaricomycetes, Polyporales, Polyporaceae. The record is from RefSeq and is a predicted model, not a curated record. The annotation marks the transcript as partial. The transcript has a single exon.
UCAAGUUCGGCAUCCCGACCCGCAGGACUUGGAAACACCUUCGACCCCAUCCGCGACCAGGUUGCGCACACCAUCGUCGUUCGCGCCACUUACAAAGCAGAAACGAUAGAUGGGACGAAAGUUGGCGUGAUCCUGACAUUGCCCCACGACGCCGGCGAGCAGUUCCUCAAGGUAGUCGCUUCGCGUCUCAAGCGCGCCAUGACAAUCCCUAAGGUCGAAUGUUACCUCUUCAUUCUCGCCCUCCCCACCCAAGGCCUCAGCCCACUCCUGAUCUGCAGCUCGGACGAGCAGCUCUCCGAACGCGCGGGUCUGCUCGUGAACUCGAAGUUUCUGAACCGCAUCGCCCGGCACGAGCUGCGGCACGGCCGCUGGGGCGCGCUCGUGCGCGACCUCUGCACGACAACGUACGAUGAAGCCGCGCUCUGGGACGCCGUGCGCAAAGCCGCGCGCAAGCCCAUUGACCCGCUUAUCCCCCCACCCGGCUCCCGCAGCAUCUCGCAGGUCCUCGAGCACGCGCGCGCGAGACUGCAGCGCAUCACCCCGGAACAGGCGUUGCACGAACUGCAAGACAAUGCGCCACUUUGGCCGGUCGUCUUGGUCGACAUCCGCCCGGAGGCGCAGAGGAAGGCCUUUGGCAGUAUCGCAGGAGCACUCAUCGUCGAGCGCAACGUGCUCGAAUGGCGUUUCGACCCGCGCUGCGCUGCUCGUUUGCCCAUCGCCGAUCGCUAUGACCUUCGCGUCAUCAUUUUUUGCCAGGAGAGCUACACCUCGUCCCUUGCUGCUGCGUCGUUGCACGAUCUUGGGAUGUUGAAUGCCACGGAUAUGAUUGGUGGCUACGCGGCGUGGAAGGAGGCAGGUUUGCCUGAUGAGGUUGAGGUCUCGUCGACGGCGCCGCCUACAGAGGGC